AACUCUGAUGGCAAUUCAGCAAGAACGUUUUUGGCAGACACAAAUGUCUAUGUUAUGCAUAGUAUCAUCUGUGACGAAAUACCUAUUGCUGGCCUCAGCUGUGAAUGGGAUAUUGUCGCUGUUUCUAACUCGACUAUCAUCGCUGUGGAAUUUACGACAACAUCCCUCGAAAGUGCUGACCCUGCAAACAACAGAGCAGAGUUUAAAGAUGACAAUGGUGUCGUUAUUACAUCAGUGACAUCUACAGAAUUUGAAGAACUAGCACCCACGUCUUCCCCGGGGACAGCUGUCAUGGUCACGUUAAACGUAGCACCCGGCACCAGUACCAUUCCAAUACUAGAAUUCGGCUUCAUAGCAGUCGCCACAGAUAACGAAGACUGUCAAGGAAAAAACGAGGAAACGAUAGAAUUGGAAAUUGGUGGCGAACUAACUAUUUCAUCAGGGAAUUUUCCUUCCCACUAUGAUAAUGACCAUGUCUGUAUUUUCAUCGUCAUUCCCAAGAACGGAAGAGCUCUAUCCCUGAACGUUGUUUACAUGUUAACUGAGAGCUUUCAGUGUCCUGAAGCUGAUCCAGUAACAUUGACAUUUGGUACUGUAUAAUUGUAUUGAUAUCUUGAUCUCUUU
Pecten maximus is the source of this 624-nucleotide messenger RNA. RefSeq lists its product as uncharacterized. The record is from RefSeq and is a predicted model, not a curated record. The coding region runs from base 55 to 600 and encodes 181 amino acids. NCBI's taxonomy places the organism in Eukaryota, Metazoa, Mollusca, Bivalvia, Pectinida, Pectinidae. The transcript is spliced from 5 exons.